CUACCACUUUCGUUUAUCCUUUCCUCUUCUCUGAUUCUUCGUUCCUCGUGGAUUUUCGAUUUGACCAUCUUUUCAGCCUAAUAUAACUAAUAGCGAAAUUCGUCUCGUUUCGUUCAUCCUCGAUACGAGUGCCUGGAAUGUAAAGUGGAACAGCAUUCGUAAUAAUUGAACUUGUUCGAAUUCUUAGAAAGAGAAAAUCAGCUUCUCCGAAUCGUCGCCGCGCGAACAUUCUAAUUUUAAAUGCGUCGUAGAAAUCCGCGAUCCGCGGUGGUCUCGGAGAGUCUGGAGAAUUUUCGCUACGUAACCUCAACUUAUAACCUUCCCCCUACUCCCACGGUAACUUGUACGGAUGCCCGUAACUCUUUCUAUAUGGAACAUUCAAGUUCGUCUUCUCGAACAAUCAACAAUACGAAUAUAAUUAUCGAGUACAUAGAUCAUGCGCAGAUCAAGCAGAAACGUCAGUCUUCGCAUACUUGUGUCCAUAGUACAACAGAGUUGAUAGACGGAUAGAACGAUACGAUUUAGGAAAUUUACGUUACAACUAUGAUCGUAUACAUGGUGCAUCGAUAUCGUUGAAACUUUCUUUUCUUUUUCUUCAAGCAUGUUGGCGAUGUUGACUGCCGAUUGGUUUCCCUUGGGACGAGAUGUGUAUUUUAGAAAAUUCGAACUUUAUCCGUUAUCGUUUCAACACGAGGUUUCGAAUACUAAUCUAUUAGUGGCAGCUCCCUAUGGUGGUUUUAUCGCGAUCACCAGAAACCCCAAGAAGCUCGUUAAGGUUCAAGGAUCUAAUAAACCUAUAAUCUACUUGUAUACAUCCGCUGGAAAGCUAACAGCCAAAUUACAAUGGAGCGGCGGACAGUUGAUCGGACUAGGUUGGUCUCAGCAAGAAGAAUUAUUGUGCGUGCAAGAAGACGGUACGGUUCAUAUAUACGAUAUGUUUGGCACGUAUCAACACGCGUUUACUAUGGGAAGUGAAGCAAAGGAUACUAAAGUUGUGGAAGCAAAAUUUUUUGUAACUCACAGCGGAACGGGUGUUGCAGUUCUGACAUCUACCAAUCAAAUAUUCUUGGUAAACAACACGGCUGAACCAAAACUUAGACAAAUAUCGGGAGUUCCCAGAUGCGGAGGUCCCAUAGAUUGCUGGUGCUUGGUACACUACGAUAGAGAAACUCGGGUUAUUUUAUCCAACAGCGAAGGAUUAUUCGUAGUGCAACAGACGCAUCAGAAUGCAACGUACAUACCCUUUGAUAUACUUUUUACAAGGCAUACGAAAGUCUCGAACGUAGUGGCGAUAGCCGUCUCGGGGAAUAACCGACAUGUUGCCCUUUACUCGGACACAGGUCAUUUGUACAUGGGCUCCAUAGAUUUUAAAGAGAAAUACUGCGAACACAACGCAAAUAUCAAAGAAGCGUUAACAAGCCUGGCGUGGUGCGGUACGAAAGCUGUAGUCUGCAGUUGGAACAGUACCGUGAUGAUCGUAGGGCGAACAGCCGAAACGAUAAUAUACACUUACGACGGUCCAGUGCAUCUUGUUACGGAGAUCGAUGGCGUACGCGUAUUAUCCGCUACCUCCCACGAAAUGAUACAAAAAGUACCAAACGUUGUCCAGAAAAUAUUUCGGAUUAAUUCGACCGAUCCUGCAUCCUAUCUUUUGGAAGCUUCGAAACAGUUUCAAAAGAAGAGUCACAAAGCCGACAGUUACAUAGACCUCGUGAAAGAUAAAUUGGACACGGCGAUAAUAGCUUGUAUCGACGGAGCUAGUCACGAGUUUGAUUUCAAUACGCAGAAACUUUUGAUGAGAGCAGCUAAGUUUGGGAAGGGAUUUAGUAAGACGGUUAGUCCGGAAUACUAUGUAGACAUGUGCCGAAUACUGAGAGUCUUGAACGCCAUAAGACACCCUGCAGUUGGAAUUCCGAUAACGUACAUACAAUUUACCAUCUUAACUGGUCAGGUAGUACUGGACAGACUGGUCGCGAGAAGACACUACUAUUUGAGUAUACAAAUAGCACGACAUCUUCAGCUGCCUGAAGUUGAAGGAGAGAGUCGCAUAUUAGCCCAUUGGGCCUGUUAUAAAGUAAAGCAAACUCAAUUGGAUAAAGAGGUAGCGGAAGAAAUAGCUGACAAAUUGGGAUACGCGCCCGGCGUUUCCUACAGCGAAAUCGCGAAAAGGGCAGCCGAUUGCGGUAGAAAACAAUUAGCUAUCAAAUUGAUCGAUUACGAGCCUCGCGCGCAUCUACAAGUACCACUUUUAUUGACGCUCGGCGAGAAAAGAGCUGCUCUGCGUAAAGCUGUUGAAAGCGGCAACACCGAUUUAGUUUAUACGGUGAUACUUCAUCUCAGAGAUAACAUGGCAAUCGGUGAUUUCCAGACCUCUAUACUGCACUGCCCUUUGGCAAUGGCGUUGUACAUCAAAUAUUGUCAGGGUCACAAUCGAGAGGCUCUACGUGGGAUUUACAAUCAAAACGAUGACUUUCAUUCUCAAGCCGUAUGGUUCAUUACCGAGAGUUACCAACGGAAGAAUACGACGUCGAGAGAAGCCCUGUUACAGUCCGCGCAGGAAAAUUUCAAGUUGGCCCGUAACGAUACGAACGCGGCUUUGACGGAAGAACAAAUAAAACUGUUGCGUUAUCAAAAGUCCCUGGAAGAUACAGGACACGAAUCAAUCGUUGGAAAACCGCUUCACGAUACCGUCAAAUUACUACUGUUGCAGAACGAAUUAAAAUUAGCCGAUAAAUUAAGAUCGGAAUAUCGAAUAUCGGAUCGAAGAUAUUGGUGGUUGCGUAUACAGUGUUUGGCAGAGAAGGGUAUGUGGAACGACUUGGAAAAAUUAUCCAAAAGUAAGAAGUCCCCCAUCGGCUACGAGCCGUUUAUCGAUCAGUGUUUAAAAUACGACAAAGAAAGGGAAGCAAAGAAAUAUUUACCCAAAGUAAAAGAUGAAUUGAAAGUAAAAUAUCUGGUAAAAUUAAAAAUGUUGGACGAAGCAGCUCAAACGGCAAAAGAACAGAAAGAUGAUACAGCGUUAAGUUUCAUAUUGGCGCAAUGCGAACCAACGGAUACAUUACUGAUCGACAAGAUUAAUAUGUUCAAAGCGAGUCUUAAAAAUUGAAUUUUUCUCUUUUUUUUCUUAGUACAUUUGGAGUAGAUUUUCUAAAUCUAAUUACAUAAAGAUACAACAAUAACAACAACAACUACAACAACUACAACAACUACAACAAUUACAACAACAACAACAACAACAACAAUAAUGAUGAUGAUGAUGAUGAUGAUGAUGAUGAUGAAGA
Molecule: messenger RNA, 3281 nt
Organism: Nomia melanderi (Alkali bee)
Lineage: Eukaryota; Metazoa; Arthropoda; Insecta; Hymenoptera; Halictidae
Gene: Vps16A
Product: vacuolar protein sorting 16
Biological process (GO): vacuole fusion, non-autophagic; intracellular protein transport; endosomal transport
Cellular component (GO): lysosomal membrane; endosome; cytoplasm
Molecular function (GO): actin binding
Source: RefSeq, a predicted model, not a curated record